Calypte anna (Anna's hummingbird) is the source of this 1122-nucleotide messenger RNA. RefSeq names its product cyclin dependent kinase 1 (gene CDK1). The transcript has 8 exons. NCBI's taxonomy places the organism in Eukaryota, Metazoa, Chordata, Aves, Apodiformes, Trochilidae. The coding region runs from base 80 to 988 and encodes 302 amino acids. Gene Ontology annotation, cellular component: nucleus. Gene Ontology annotation, molecular function: ATP binding; RNA polymerase II CTD heptapeptide repeat kinase activity; cyclin-dependent protein serine/threonine kinase activity. Gene Ontology annotation, biological process: protein phosphorylation; G2/M transition of mitotic cell cycle; mitotic G2 DNA damage checkpoint signaling. The record is from RefSeq and is a predicted model, not a curated record.
CGUCCCCUCCCCUGAGUGAGCCCCGGGCGGCUUGGCGGCGGGCAGCGGGCUCGGCGGCGGCUCAGGGAUAGCCAUAACAAUGGAGGAUUACACAAAAGUAGAGAAGAUUGGGGAGGGUACCUAUGGUGUUGUGUAUAAAGGUCGACACAAAAUCACAGGCCAAGUGGUUGCAAUGAAGAAAAUACGUCUAGAAAGUGAGGAGGAAGGUGUUCCAAGUACUGCUAUCCGAGAAAUUUCUUUAUUAAAAGAGCUGCAUCAUCCCAAUAUAGUCUGCCUUCAGGAUGUUCUUAUGCAAGACGCAAGACUGUACCUUGUCUUUGAAUUCCUUUCCAUGGAUCUCAAGAAAUACUUGGAUUCUAUUCCAGCUGGCCAAUAUUUGGAUCGUGCACGUGUUAAGAGUUACUUGUAUCAAAUCUUGCAAGGCAUUGUCUUCUGCCAUUCAAGAAGAGUUCUGCACAGAGACUUAAAACCUCAGAAUCUCCUAAUAGAUGACAAGGGGGUGAUUAAGUUGGCAGACUUCGGAUUGGCUCGAGCUUUUGGGAUUCCAGUGAGGGUAUACACUCAUGAAGUAGUGACACUGUGGUACAGGUCUCCAGAGGUAUUGCUAGGAUCUGCUCGCUACUCUACUCCUGUGGACAUAUGGAGCAUAGGCACCAUAUUUGCUGAAAUGGCAACUAAAAAGCCCCUUUUCCAUGGGGACUCAGAGAUUGACCAGCUCUUCAGAAUCUUCAGAGCUUUAGGGACCCCCAACAAUGAGGUGUGGCCUGAAGUGGAAUCCUUGCAAGACUACAAAAACACAUUUCCAAAAUGGAAACCUGGCAGCCUGGGAACCCAUGUCAAAAACUUAGAUGGAGAUGGGCUUGAUCUGCUUUCUAAAAUGUUAAUUUAUGAUCCUGCAAAAAGAAUUUCUGGUAAAAUGGCCUUGAACCAUCCAUAUUUUGAUGACUUGGACAAGUCCACUCUUCCUGCUAAUCUGAUUAAGAAAUAGACCUUUGGACUAAAUCAACAGGAACAAAAUAAUCAUAAUUAUUUUUAACGUUUGUCUUUUACUUGUCUGUCUGUCUGCUCUAGAACUGUGGCUAUGUUAAGUCUGUUUUGGUCUGUGUUAUCUAAAUGUAAAUA